UUCCCUUCCCAGCAAUUAUAUGCAGCAGGUUUCGAAAGCAGCGAUUUCUUCAGCAGCUGCUGCAGAUUCUCCACAGGGACCUCUCGCUGUGUAGUCGCGGAAAAGGCUGGAUUCAGAAGAAGCGCCCCUCCAAUUUUUAUAUCUCUACGUUCUCCUCCCACCGAGCUUCCGGCCGAGGCGACUGCCACUUCCGGUAGAAAAAAAGAUGGCAUCUGAGCGCGCGGUGCCGAGCGACUUGUUCCCGCUGGUGCUGGCUUUCUUGCGGGAGAACCAUUUCGACCGGGCGGCGCGGGCUUUUGGGAAAGCGGCUGGAGUGACUGAGCAAGAUCCAAAUGCUGCUUCUCUCCUUGAUAUCUUCAAUUUUUGGCUAAAUGCUACACUGUGCUCCCAACCUACACCUUCCCCACUCCCGAUGCUGUCUUUUUCCUCUGCUGCUUGAAUUCAGGUGCAACAGGAGCAGCCUGACUGGUCUAUCUACCUUGCUCUUGAUUAUCCCAGCUCUUUUUCUCAGUGUGCAAUCACUAUCUUGGUAUUGCUGCCCCCUGCAACACAUAUCUGGACAAAAAAAUAGUGGGUUCUGGAUCCAAACAAAACAAUUGUCCAGACAAGGGCAAGGUAUGCUCUAUUUAGAAAAGGUUUCAUCUUUGUAGUUGAGUAAAAUGCAUUUGUUAUGCUUAACCCAUGACCAUUUGUUCAGUGACUAAGCUUAUAACAGCACUGAACAAAUUGUGAUUAGGAGAAAUCUCAGGGUUCCAGCCAUCCUAGCACUCCUUUGGUCAUGUGGUCUGUGGGUUUGGCAACCAGUUUGAACUUAUGACACAGCACCCUAGAAUCACAUUUGCAACCUUCCCUAGAAAGUCAGUGGGGAAGUCAGCCAGUAAGUUUCAAGUUUUUGAGUAAGC
Thamnophis sirtalis is the source of this 902-nucleotide messenger RNA. Lineage: Eukaryota; Metazoa; Chordata; Lepidosauria; Squamata; Natricidae. The record is from RefSeq and is a predicted model, not a curated record.